AUGGAGCUCAUGAGGAAUCUCGUGAAGAUUAUUCUCUUCCGGUUUUCGACCGCGUGGACGUAUCUUGCAAAAAGUCGAGUAGCUGGUGAUUAUGAUGAUGAGGAUGAUGUGGAAUUUUUCAUGUAUACAGCUGAUAUCCGAGCCUGGGUCAACCCACCGGUGCCCGGAAACUACUUUCGUAACUUCUUGUCGGGCGAGCUUGGGAGGGCCCGGCAUGAAGAGCUAGUUGGUCCCGGUGGGUUUGUUUUGGCGGUUCAGGCAAUAACCGAGGUCGAUUUGUACGGUGCGGAUUUCGGGCUAGGGAGGGCUCGCAAAGUGGAGACUCAGUCGAUCGAUGGGGAGAAAUACGCAAUGUGGCUGUGUAAGCGAGGGAUUUUGAAGGAGGUUUGGAGAUUGGUCUUUCUCUACCUAAUGUUACAAUCUUUGAUUGUCUCGCGGCCUUUAUGA
This is a messenger RNA of Striga hermonthica, 447 nucleotides long. Lineage: Eukaryota; Viridiplantae; Streptophyta; Magnoliopsida; Lamiales; Orobanchaceae. The record is from the annotation of a GenBank genome assembly.